Molecule: messenger RNA, 1310 nt
Organism: Chara braunii
Lineage: Eukaryota; Viridiplantae; Streptophyta; Charophyceae; Charales; Characeae
Source: the annotation of a GenBank genome assembly
GUAUGUUAUGAUCCUGGCUAUCUUCAAGUGCAAGAACUCGAAGAAAGACAAUGCCGUUCAAUCGCAACUGAAAUGAAGGAACUUGGAAAGAGAAAUAGACAAAGGAAGAAGAAGAAUAAAGAAUGGGAGAUGCCGACGACGACGACGGCAAAGAAGAAGAAGAAGAAGAAGAGAAAGAAGAAGGCAUGGCCACAGGAGCAAGGCAACCGACUGCUGAAGAAAGGUCACAAUUUUUACCGCGAAGCUCUGAAGCUUUACACGCAGGCCAUUUCUCAGAAGAGCAGCAUUGACGCGAAUAGCUCGAUCUACUAUGCGAAUCGUGCGCAAGUCAAUCUUCUUCUUGGAAACAAUCGGAGAGCUUUUGAAGAUGCCGUACAGGCAGUGAAACACAAUCCAGAAAAUGUCAAGGCAUAUUUCCGUGGAGCAAAGGCGGCGCUGGCACUCGAUGUCCUGGAUGGAGCUGCAGACUGCUGUGCAAAGGGCUUGUCCAAAGACCAGAACAAUGUGGAAUUGCAGAAACUGCAGGUUACAAUUAGUGAGAAACGGGCUAAGAAAGAGCUUGAGGCAAGAAAAGAAGCAGCGUCCAGAGCUGCAGCUGAGAGAAUAGUUAAUGCCUUGUCGAAGAGGAAAGUGAAGAUUGGACCAGAGGCCUUUCGCGAAUGGACUGGCGGCAAACGGCCAUGGCUUGACAGUGAUGAGAUUUUGCAUUUUCCAGUUGUGCUGCUGUAUGGCGAAGUGAUGACCGCAGACCUCAUAGAAGACUUCAGCGAAACAGACCGGUUUUCAGCUCAUCUGAAUCAAAUGUUUGGUGAGGAGGCUCCGCCACUGGAAUGGGACGUAAGGGGAGAGUACACACGGAGGCGAAUUGAACUGUACUUCCAGACAAACGCCUAUCGUACUUUAUCAAGACCCGAGCUGGUGGCGUCAUUCAUGGAAGGGCAAGAAGGCACUGCCAGAGGAGGUUCUGCCGGCGCUAAGGAAGAAGAGUCUGAGGAGAGACUGGACCUGCUCGAGAAGCGAUGGGUGAAAGUAGACGAGAAGGCGACUCUGGCAACCGUACUCUCGAAAACCGGUCAUGUCAUCCCAGGCGAAUGCGGCAAGGAAAGGUUUUGCGACGGAAUUGUUGCUGAGACCCCACAUGCCCCGGAAGUGGUCGUGGACAGGUGCUGUGUUUCCCGUGGAAGUGUUCCGUGGGGCCCCACACGCUGCGCUUUGUGGCCUGGAGAAGGAUAGAAUUCCGUAUCCACAUGGUCAGCGGCGUGGAAAAGAUCCGCGGGAGGGAUUUCCGCCGCCAUAUUGUGCUGACUCUC